Plasmodium gonderi is the source of this 2133-nucleotide messenger RNA. RefSeq lists its product as hypothetical. The record is from RefSeq and is a predicted model, not a curated record. Bases 1 to 2133 code for a protein of 710 amino acids. The transcript has a single exon. Lineage: Eukaryota; Apicomplexa; Aconoidasida; Haemosporida; Plasmodiidae.
AUGGAGGAGAGUAAGCCCAAAUGCAACAUCAAACUUAAAAAAAGCGACAGUGAAAAUAACAACAAGAAGAGAAAGACAUUAAACAUAUUCGAAAAUGUGCGUUGUGACAAUUCUGAAAGAAAAGAUAAUAAAGAAGAAGAAGAUGUAUCAUUAGUUAGAAAAGCACAUAAAAUUAGGAGUAUAAGAAAUGGAGAAAUUAUAACUGAACCAAGUAACGAAUUUGAGAAAUAUAUAGAUCAAGCAAGCUCCCGCUUUAUCCACAACUUGCAGAAUAAAAUAAAUCGAAUCCAAAAUAAGAACAUUGUUUAUUUAAAUUUUCCACAAAAGUGGAGAGCAAAGGAAAGAACCCAACCAGCUAAAAACCAGCAUGACUUAGAAAUUACCCACAUUAGCAAAACGAUAUCUAAUGUGGAAGAUAAAAUUGCUGCAGGGGUGUCAGAAAAAGAUGCAAUCGGGAUCGAAGGAAGUGCAUCUAAUGAAUCGCUAACAUGUUUAAUGGAUAGACAGAAAAGUAAAGAAAGGAAAAGGGGUGAAGUGGGAGAAGUGGAAAAAGUGGAAGAAGCGGAUGUGGAAAAAUCCAACGGAGAAACAGAUGACGAAGCAGAACUAGUAGCCGAUUUCUAUAAGAACCCAAAAAAAAGUGAAGAUAUGCACAAGUAUAACAUCACGGAAGGAAACCUAACAUAUAAGAGAAAAAUGUUCCUAGAUAAAUUCAGAAAAAUCGAAAAGGAAUCCAUUUUUAGAAAAGAAAUGAAUAUGUAUACAGAUUUUGAUGAACAUAACAUCGAAAUUGAGGAUUACGGGAAAAAAAUUUUAUCCAAAAUGGGAUAUAACGAAGAUAUUUACAACAAGUACAUAAAUGAGUACUACAAGGAGUGCAGUGACAAGAAUUAUUUUGAUAAAAUUUAUGAAAACUUUCAUUCUCGAGAUUUUAGAUUCACUGGAGUCGGUGCAGAGGAAGAGAUGAAGGAGAACUUGCAGCGGAUCAGGGAGCAUGAAGCAGAGGAUGCAAGGAGUAGAAGUGGGUUAAGGAGCGAGAGUAGACGUGGUGAUAGGAGCGGGUUAAGAAGCGAGAGUAGAUGUGGUGAUAGAAGCGGGCUAAGAAGCGAGAGUAGAUGUGGUGAUAGAAACGGGUUAAGAAGCGAGAGUAGAUGUGGUGAUAGAAGCGGGCUAAGAAGCGAGAGUAGAUGUGGUGAUAGAAGCGGGCUAAGAAGCGAGAGUAGAUGUGGUGAUAGAAGCGGGCUAAGAAGCGAGAGUAGAUGUGGUGAUAGAAGCGGGCUAAGAAGCGAGAGUAGAAGUGAUCGCAUGGGUGGACGAGAAAGGGUGAAGAUUGGAAGCAAAGACGACAAUAGAGAGCACGAGGAUGGAGUAAGGGGGAGGAGAAAAGAUAAGGAAAGGAGGUGUGAUGAAAUGAGAUACAGAGAUCACAGCCCGAAGGAGAUUUCUAAUUAUGAAAAGUAUGAUAAUAUGUUCGAAGGACUGAUAGUAAAAAUAAAUUUAAAGGUACAUGAGUUCUACAGAAGAAAGGGGAUCAUAAUAUACAAGAAAAAAAGGAGGAAGAAUAAGAACAGUUGGUGCACCAUUCUUGGGUUGUUGAUUUUCAAAAAUUACAAAUAUAUCAAUAUUUAUAAACAAAUGGUUAAGAAAAAAAUAAAGGAUUUUUUAUCGUGGAAGAUGAAAAGAAAAAUGACACAAAGGAAAGAAAGUGACGAAAGUGAAGCAAAUGAUCAAAGUGAAGAAUGCAGCGAAAGUGAAGAAUGCAACCAAAGUGAUGAACACGCAUGUAGAGGCGAGAACAUUCAAAAUUGUAAAAACUUUUGGAAACGAUUUUUGAAAGAAUUGAUAAAAACAGUUAAACGUGAUAAUAGUGAUAAUCAUGGGAUGAUAAAAGGUGAAAAGAAAGAACCAUUUUGCAUUAUCGAAAUUAAAUCCAAAUAUGUGGAAACCACCUUAAGUGAUGAGACGAGUAAAUGCAAAGUGGUACAUAGAAAUAUUUAUAACUCGAAAAAAAAUACAUCUCUGUAUAAACAAACAGUCAAAUUGAAGAAAUUAAAACAGAAGUAUGCUUAUGUACAAAUAGAAGAUAACCAUAUUCUGAAGGUUUCUCUAGAUGAUAUUUGUCAAUAUAUAUAA